AACCAAGAUUAGAUUCGGCCCUAUUUGAUAAGUGCUGCAUCUGGACCUCUAGUCUAGAACCUUCCCUCUCUUUCUCCAAACAAACGAAGCCCUGAAUAAACCCUAGUAGCCUUCCAUUCUUCCACCGACCAAGAGAAGUGACGUCGUGACGCGAGAGGAGGAGGAGAAGAAGAAGAAGGAUAAGAGCGAUGGCGGAAGAGCAGCAGCUGAGGCUGGACCUGGAGGAGCUUCGCUAUCUCGAGUCCAUCGCCAAGAGGCCCCGCGUCCUCUCCCUCCUCUCUUCCGAGAUCCGUAACCUCGACGCCAAGUUGUCGCAGGUUACUGCAGCAGUUGCUGCAUCAGCAGCGCAGCCUUCGGUAUCUGCCGAAAAGGCUCCCGCUGCAGCCAGCGCUUUGAAUUAUGUCACGCUUGGAUCGUUUAGCUGGGAUCAAGACAAUGACAAGAUCAAGCUCUAUGUAUUUCUUGAAGGUGUACAAGAAGAGAGGAUGGAGACUGUUUUUAAGCCUAUGUUGGUGGACAUCAUGUUUCAUGACGUCCAAGGGAAAAAUUACCGAUUCUCUAUACCAAAAUUAAACAAAGAAAUAGUUCCUGAGAAAUGUAAAAUGGUGGUCAAGCCAACGAAGGUUAUUGUUACCCUGUUCAAAGCUUCGAAAGGAAACUGGUUAGACCUGCACUUCAAAGAUGACAAGCUAAAGCCAGGUCUGGACAAAGAUAAGGACCCAAUGGCGGGAAUUAUGGAUUUGAUGAAGAACAUGUACGAGGAAGGUGAUGACGACAUGAAACGAACAAUUGCCAAAGCUUGGUCUGAUGCAAGAUCUGGGAAAACAGCCGACCCGUUGAGAGGAUACCCUUGAUCGGGUGCAAAUACUGUUACUAAUCGUCUUUCUUAAACUUGUGGAUUAUUAAGUGUUUGGGAGCGCGUUUCUCAGGCAUGCUUGUUUUUUAUAUUGAAUUUGCCGCUUGUCUCUGGUGUGCGGGUAUGUUAGUGAGGUUUUCAGGGCCGGUUGCGAGAGUAUUAAGCCAUUCAAGAGAUGUCGAGAUUAGAGAUUUAAAGGAAUGUACCAACUGGUUGGCUGCAUGGUACCUUUUAGUUUGGCCCAGCUUUGUCUGCCCUGGUUCCUGAACCACCAUUAAAUACGCUUGGUUUUAUUCGUUCGUAACUUCCUUUUGAAU
Elaeis guineensis (African oil palm) is the source of this 1173-nucleotide messenger RNA. RefSeq lists its product as uncharacterized. Gene Ontology annotation, molecular function: S100 protein binding; tubulin binding; ubiquitin protein ligase binding. The record is from RefSeq and is a predicted model, not a curated record. Lineage: Eukaryota; Viridiplantae; Streptophyta; Magnoliopsida; Arecales; Arecaceae.